Galdieria sulphuraria is the source of this 925-nucleotide messenger RNA. RefSeq names its product cyclophilin. Bases 20 to 892 code for a protein of 290 amino acids. The record is from RefSeq and is a predicted model, not a curated record. NCBI's taxonomy places the organism in Eukaryota, Rhodophyta, Bangiophyceae, Galdieriales, Galdieriaceae. The transcript has a single exon. Gene Ontology annotation, molecular function: peptidyl-prolyl cis-trans isomerase activity. Gene Ontology annotation, biological process: protein peptidyl-prolyl isomerization.
UAACUUUUGUAAAUAUUGUAUGAGUCGAAGGCAUAAAACAUUAGCAACUUUAAAGUGUGGUUUGCGUUGUUCACUUGGUUCUUUUUCUAGAAGAGAUUUUAUAACUUUGACACUUGCAGUGCUUCCUGUUCCUUUCUUCUCUUUUGUCGAAUCCGGUCCUAACAGAAAACCAACUGUGACCAACAGAGUUUAUUUUGACAUUAGUGUUGGUAAUGAGUAUCUUGGAAGAAUGGUUUUUGACCUUUAUGGACGAGAUGCACCAGAAACAGUUUCUACCUUUCUACAGUUUUUAAAAGGUGUACAUAAUAAGGAUAGAACCAAAGACUUGAAUUUGUCCGAUCAAAAAUUGGUUGAAGAAGAAGAAGAAGAUCUUAUAUACUCUGAGGAACCUUUCGUUAGCUAUGACUUCUCUUUGUUUUAUCGUUGUUCACCAGGUAUUCUGCUUGAAGGAGGCAAGAUUCCCAAUCUUCGUUUGACUUCAGUUGGGGAUACUACUUUUUAUGAUAUUGGUGGCGCUCUAAUUGCUGCGAACCCACAAGUGGAAACCAACUCUUUGAAGCACACAGAACGAGGUUUAUUAACCCGCAAAAGACUCCAGUUUGGACCGGAAUUUGGUAUAACUUUGGCAGGACAUCCAGAAUUGGAUGUUUCACAUACUGUAUUUGGCAAGUUAGAACAAGGAUAUGAAGUUUUGGAAGCUAUUGAAAGUCUUCCAGUGCUGGUUGAUUCUAACAGAAGAGAAGGCAAGACGUUAUCUUCAAAACUGUUUGACUGGCAGAGAAAUCUUUUUCUAACGAUAGGUAGAGAUGUAUUUCAUGAUAAACGUGCAGAUGAAAUUUAUCCAAACAAGUUACUUCGUCGAGUAGCCGUUAUAAGUUCAGGAAUGUUGUAAACGAUAAGAGUUUGUACAAGAUUUGAAUGUUGG